Penicillium lagena is the source of this 972-nucleotide messenger RNA. RefSeq lists its product as uncharacterized. The transcript has 3 exons. The coding region runs from base 1 to 972 and encodes 323 amino acids. NCBI's taxonomy places the organism in Eukaryota, Fungi, Ascomycota, Eurotiomycetes, Eurotiales, Aspergillaceae. The record is from RefSeq and is a predicted model, not a curated record.
AUGUCCACAUCGGACAUCUCCUUCACAAGCCUGGGCUUAGUAGUCCUCGACGAGAUCCGAGUCGCAGAUCAAACCCCUUUAACAAAUGUAGUCGGGGGCUCUGGAGCCUACGAGAAAGAGACGGAUAAGCCAUCAACUCGGGGUUUACUCGCGUACGAAGAUACAACAUUUGGACCCAAGGAUUUCAAGUACACUACACCCGUCCUCGCAGUUCAAGACAGCAGCAUAGCGAGCACGGCACUUCUGGGUUCAAAAGUGUUUCACUAUCUCCAGGCUCCGCACGAUAUCAUAUCUCGCAUCGAGAGUCUUCUUGCUCUUCGUCAUAAGGCAAGUAUUACGAACCGCCCUCUGAUAAUCUGGGAACCUGCGCCCCCGUCCUGUCAGCCCGAGAACCUACAAACAUGUCUAGAAGCCGCAGCGCUGGUCGACGUGUUUUCUCCAAAUCACCUAGAAUUAGCCGCUUUCUUUGGAGAAUCACUCUCACCAUCAUCUUCGGCUUCAGCUUCAGCUUCGGACAAAUAUCCAGAAAAGGAUAAAACUAAAACCAGAAUCGACGAAUUGGCAUUGAAAUUUGUGGAUAGCGGUGUUGGUCCGUCCAGAAACGGGCUUGUGCUCAUCAGAGCUGGAGAGCAUGGAUGUCUACUUCGAUCACGCACUCUUCCUUCUCCGAUGUGGUUUCCCCCGUUUUAUGACCUCAGUUCCGACUCCAGGCCGCAAAAGCAGCAUGCGAAGGUAAUUGAUCCAACCGGAGCCGGGAAUGCCUUCCUCGGUGCAUUUGCGGUGGGCUAUGUCAAGACGGAUGGAAGCGUCGUUGAAGCUGCGUGUUAUGGUUCUGUGGGUGCAUCUUUUGCUUUGGAGCAAGUAGGUAUGCCGAAGAAGACCGAGGAAGGAGGCGAAGAGCUGUGGAAUGGGGUUACUGCGUUUUCGAGGUUGAGGGAGUACAUGUCUAGAAGUAGGGUAGAUGUCAGAUGA